AUGGGAAGGUCACCAUGCUGUGAGAAGACGGGGCUGAAGAAAGGACCAUGGACACCAGAAGAAGACCAAAAGCUCAUUGCUUUCAUUGAAAAGCAAGGCCAUGGAAGCUGGCGUGCUUUGCCUGAAAAAGCUGGGUUGCGAAGAUGUGGAAAGAGUUGCAGACUGAGGUGGACUAAUUACCUCCGACCUGAUAUAAAACGAGGAAAGUUCAGCCUGCAGGAAGAGCAAACCAUUAUUCAACUUCACGCUCUUCUAGGAAACAGAUGGUCAGCCAUAGCAUCUCACUUGCCCAAGAGAACCGACAAUGAGAUAAAGAACUAUUGGAACACCCACCUCAAGAAAAGGCUCGACAAAAUGGGCAUAGACCCCACCACCCACAAGCCAAAACUCGAGUCCCUAAUCCACUUCAAAGACGGUUCCAACCUCAGCCACAUGGCUCAGUGGGAGAGUGCUAGGCUAGAAGCUGAAGCCAGACUCGUACAAGAAUCCAAGUUGCAAGAACAAAACAACCUCGUAUUAACCUCUUCCUCGCCACCUCAACAACAAACUAGGCUCAUUCUCAACAAAAUCACCCCCCAACAACACCACCAACCCUUACUACCACCGUGCCUCGACGUCCUCAAGGCAUGGCAAAGUUCAUGGUCAAACAACAACAACAAAUACUCAUCGCUACACGACAAGAAGAAAACCAUGCAUGGGCAUAGCAUGUAUGCAAUGAUGCUUGCCACGGAUGACCUUGAAUCCCCAACAUCCACCUUAUGCUUCCCCGAGAGUAUGCAAACCAAUAAUAGUAAUGAUAAUAACGUUAUGGUGUCGACCGACCAAGUUGGGUUAAUCAAUGACAACUAUUUACUUGCUGCAACUACUGUGGAAGAGUUUAUGACCAAAAGUUUAGGAACGUGUAGUGAGUGCGCAACCGUGAAGGAAGAUGUUGGUUGUGAUAGUGACAAGAACGAGUCGUGGAGAUACUUGACCAAACGCAGCACUGAUCAUGAUGAAGAACAUGCUGAAACUGAGAAGAGAAUUAUGUACGACACGAUGUCAUUUUCGCAAGACGAUGACAUUAUGGUGGCUGUUGAUGCAUUCAGAGGUUGUUAUGGCAAUAAUAAUGAUAAUAUGGUGGCAUUUACACCUCUCUCUAGCAAUCUCAAUAUGGUUGUUGGUUUCAAUAACCACGAGCAGGAUUUUUAUUCCAACCAAGAUUUAGCAGCGGAGAACUUGGAAGUAAACUUCGAGGAGAAUAAGGAUUAUUGGAAUAGCAUGCUUGGUUAUAAGUAA
This is a messenger RNA of Sphenostylis stenocarpa, 1278 nucleotides long. NCBI's taxonomy places the organism in Eukaryota, Viridiplantae, Streptophyta, Magnoliopsida, Fabales, Fabaceae. The record is from the annotation of a GenBank genome assembly.